Messenger RNA from Girardinichthys multiradiatus, 2837 nucleotides. It is a transcript of the gene slc33a2, whose product is annotated as major facilitator superfamily domain containing 3. Lineage: Eukaryota; Metazoa; Chordata; Actinopteri; Cyprinodontiformes; Goodeidae. The transcript is spliced from 6 exons. Gene Ontology annotation, molecular function: transmembrane transporter activity. Gene Ontology annotation, cellular component: membrane. Bases 232 to 1491 code for a protein of 419 amino acids. The record is from RefSeq and is a predicted model, not a curated record. Gene Ontology annotation, biological process: transmembrane transport.
CCGGCGGGUUAUCCGUAGAAGGGGGAUGGCCGUUUUCGACGCUAGAACCUGGCAACCUCAGAGCUCCAGCCCGGCACUGUAAACAAGCGGAGGAAACUUGGCGUUAGCUAAAGCUACAAGAUCCAACCUUGCUCUCUGCCAAAAAGUUGCAGUCCACCCUUUCAUGUGAAUACUGACCCAUGGACCAGUGCAGUGUCUGCACCACCCGAGAGUCCAUUUUGGAAGUAGACCAUGAAUGACAAACUAGUCUUCCUGGGCCUGCUGUACUUCGUCCAGGGUAUUCCCUAUGGUCUCCAGUCUUCUCUGCUUCCUGUAUACCUGCGUGGAGCCGGUCACUCUCUCACACGCAUUGGUUUCACCAAGAUUCUUUACUUUCCUUGGGUACUUAAGGUACUCUGGGCCCCUUUGGUGGACCGAGUGGGCACUAAGCGUCGCUGGCUCGUGGGGACGGUAUCUGGGCUUGCACUGACAUGCCUUUCCAGUGCUGCCCUCGCUCCAGAAGCACACAUCUGGGGUGUGGCUGGAACUCUGCUAGCCAUGAACACCAUCGCCUCUGUUCAAGAUAUUGCUGUAGACGGGGCUGCCGUUGGGUUGUUGAAAGGGCGUUGGGAGCUUGGACUGGGCAAUACAGCCCAGGUUGUGGGAUAUAAGGCUGGAUCAGUGUUUGCUGGUGGAGGGCUCCUAGCUGUGAUUGAUGUAGCUGGAUGGAGCUGGAUGUUUAUGCUGCUGACAUUUGUGUAUGCAGGUGUGGCUCUGUUUGUGUGGGGGGCCCCUGUGCUGGACGAUGAGAAUGUAAAGCAGGCUGAUGGUAGCAGAAGGGGUGGGCAGGGGGCUGAGGCUGUAAGGCCAUGGAGGGUAUGGAGAAAGCUGAUGGCAGUGCCUGGCACACCUUGGACAAUCCUGUAUGUGCUCACAUACAAACUUGGUGAACAGGGUGCUGUCACCAUGUUUCCUCUUUUCCUCCUGGAUCACCACAUGACAGCCAGAGAGCUCAGCUUCUGGAACGGUGUGGUUGCCAUGGGCUUCUCCAUCUGUGGGUCAUCCCUGGGAGGCCUGCUACUUGCCCAGUUCAGCAUCGGGGCCAUGAUGCGACGGGUGUUUGUGUUGCGUACCAUCAGCAUGGUCUUCCAGAGUUCUCUGCUCACUGUACUGGAACCAUCGCCGCUCAUGAAAGGAAUGGCAGUCCUGAGCAUGAGCGUUCAGCACUUCCUGGGUGGUCUCAUCACCACGCUCACCUUCACUACCAUGAUGCAUUGCACUCAGAGGGCAGAAGAAAGCAUUCAGGCCACGCACUACAGUUUCCUGGCGACUCUGGAGGUGUUGGGGAAGCUGAUGUUCGGCGCUCUGGCUGGAGGAUUGGUGGACUGGUUUGGUUUCCAAGUUGCCUUCCUCUUCUUCCUCACCCUCUCAGCUGGAACAGCCCUGCAUGUGUGGACGGCUACCUUCACCGGUGCUCUCAGGGAAAAUCAGCUCAAAGAACAGCCUAAAUGAGAACCGUCUUAAAGGUUUUCAUUUAGGGCAAGUGCAGCUGCAUUCAUAAUGAUAAAUUCAUUGGAGUUUGACUCCCUGUAAUCAUGAAAAACAAACUUUCUUGAACCGUUAAGAUUAUCAAAGUUGUUCCAUAUAUCAACAGUCUUAAAUAAGUAUGAACCAGCCAUUCUUUAAAGGAAAAAACUACUUUCCUUUAAGUACUCUGUGACUGAGUGCACUUUGUCAUAUCAUUUAAGAUGCAAAGCUAUCCUUAUAUUUUAUUUAUUUUGCUUUGAACAUGUCUUAUAAAGUCUUAAAAAUGUAAUUAGAAGAUGGACCUACUGAAUACAGUGUAGAUCUUGGGUAUAGCUGUAAUAAAUAUGGAAGUAGUCAAACUGGUAAUUAGCUUGAUGAAAGAUGGUUUAUUGUGUUUGUUAGAGACAUAUUUUAAUAUAUAUAGAAAGUUUAAUAGUAGCUAAAAUUAAAGGGAAAUAUAAUCGAAGCUUAUUCUACCAUCUGAGCCAGUUUCAUAUUGUUAUAUGUCAGCAAUAAGCGCUGCAGCCAAAAGCAAUAGUGAGACUUUGUUUUGUUAUACUCUACUGUAUCUAAUCUUGUGUGUUAUACGGUUUACAGUUGUCAACUCAUUAAUCUCUGCUACCUUGUAUCACCAGUGUAAGGUACGAUACAGAUACACAGAACAUAUAGUAACUGCGUAAAGGUAGAGUACACACGUUGACGUCCCAUUAUAUGUUAAUCAAAAUACAACAAAUUAAUUGUAGUUUUUUGAAUUCAGAAAAAAAAUAAAAGUGUAGUUUAGCUCUUGAACAAAGAGCUUUUGCUCCACGACGUAAACCAUACAUUACAAAGUAAACCCUUAUUUUGUUUAAUUCUUUAAGUGUCAGAGUAAACCUCACACUUGUAGGAAACAUCUGCCUUACACACUGCAUGGUGCCAUUUUACUUUAGUUUUUGACCAGGUUCCAUAAGAAUGUAAAUAAAAGUUCCAAAUCGCACUGUAUUACUUUUUUUGUUUUACCUUUUGAGUAUGUUGAAUGCAUAAUAAUAACUCAUAAUGGCUCUUUUUGGUACUGUAUCACAUAGAUUGUUCCCUCAAGUAAGAAAUAGAAGACAAUUUGUCCCAGCUGGCUAUGAAUACAGUUAUAUCCUUCAAGUACAUUUUGCCACUUCAAGGAAAUAUUUGGCCACUUGCUUUCUCUCACAUCAUAAGGACAAGACAAUGAGAUUACAUAUCUAAUAUGUAGCCAUGUCUUGACAUGUAUAACUUGAGAGGCAAAUUACAUAUUUUGUCUCUCAGUUACCGUGUUGCCUGAACUUUGCACAAAAAUAAAGAUGCUGAGAACAUUUUAA